AUGGUGGCCGCAGCAUGGUGAAGGAUAACCCAGCGUGGAUGAACAACAACAACAAAAGUUUCUGGAUUUAAACGGUUAUUUAUUUUUAACUGCCACGUGUCGUUAGAGGUUUGACCGUCUUUAAACCGGAUUAGUCGAAGGACAGCGGCAGAUAUUCCGUUACAACAUGCCUCAUCGAAAGAAGAAGUCGUUCAUCGAAAAGAAGAAGGCCGUGACCUUUCACCUCGUCCACAGGAGUCAGAGGGACCCGCUGGCUGCAGAUGAGAAAGCCCCACAGCACGUCCUCCUGCCCGCCAUCAAGGGGGACACGGAGAAGAGGCGCGAGGAGCAAAGGGACUUUGGCGUUUUCUACGACGACGACUACAACUACCUGCAGCACCUGAAGGAGGCGGUGCCCACGACCGAGCUGGUGGCAGCCGCACCGGCACCCGGCGACAGGCGGCCGGUUCAUCUCCAGGAUGAGGAGAACUCGGAGGAGGGUGACAACACCGUUCCUGCCACUACCAUCAACCUGCCGUCCUCAGUGUUCGCCUCAGAGUUCGAAGAGGAGGUGGGACUUCUGAACAAAGCGGCUCCUAUCUCAGGACCACGUCUGGACUUGGACCCCGACAUCGUGGCUGCUCUCGACGAAGACUUCGACUUCGACGACCCCGACAACCUCCUGGACGACGACUUCAUCGUCAAAGCAAACACAGCGAGUGGAGCAGUGGACAUGAAAGGCGAUGAUGAUGAUGAUGAUGAUGAUGAGUGGGAGGACACAGACGAGGACACAGACGAGGAAGGAGACUUCGACUCUGAAGGUGGGUUUUCGGGCGACGGGGAAGGACGCGCUCCAGAGUUUCUGUUCAUGGACGAGGAGACGAAGAGUCGCUUCACGGAGUACUCGAUGACGUCGUCUGUGAUGAGGAGGAACGAGCAGCUCACCCUGCUGGACGACCGCUUCGAAAAGUUCUACGAACAGUUUGAUGACGAUGAGAUCGGCGCUCUGGACAACGCCGAGCUGGAGGGCUUCAUCCAGCCGGACAGCGCUCGCCUGGAGGAAGUGAUCAAAGACUACUUCAUCCAGAAACAGAAAGAAUACUUGAGGCCCGAUGACCUCGGUCCAAAAGAACUUCCUGUCCUGAAGGAGGAGGAUGAAGAUGAUGAUGAGGAGGAGGAGGAGGAGAUGGAAAGGAUUGUUAUCAAGGGUCCAGAAGAGAAGUGGGACUGUGAAACCAUCAUCAGUACAUAUUCCAACAUGUAUAACAGACCCAAAGUUAUUCAAGAUCCACCAAAGACGAAGCCGAUCCGCGUGUCCCAUAAGACGGGCAUCCCUCUGGACGUCCUUCCUGCCAAAGGCCUCACCGCCAAGCAGGCGGAGCGCAUGACAAUGAUCAACGACUCAGACCUGCCGCGCGUCUCCACGCAGCCCCGCGACAAGGAGGAGAGCACAGAGGAGAGGAAGGCGAGAAAACAAGCCAUCAAGGAAGAACGCAAGGAGCGGAGAGUGGAGAAGAAAGCCAACAAGAUGGCGUUCAUGGAAGAAAAAGUCCGACAGGAGAAGCAGAUGGUGAACCUGAGAACGAACGUUCAAGGCCUGAAGCUUUAGUUACGAACUGCCGAAACUCUGCCCGCACAGACCGCUGGUGGCGUCAGCGGUGGACACGCGGCGCUUCACUUGAGCGGAGCUGACAAAACGAGCCACAAACAGGAGGAGGGGCGGGGUGCCGAGACCCUCGAGUUUCCUCAAAUCAUCUGGAGAUGUUUAAAUAUAUACAGACACACUGGUUUUGCUCAGGCAUCUCAAUCGGUAUUGUAAAUUUAAAAAAAAAAAAAAAAAAAAAAAAAAAAAAGGUAUCGGAACAUCUCUCGUUGAAAUCCAGGAAUACUAAAGCCUGGCUGAUGAUACCACUCAUGUCUGUACGUUAGCAGUUAGCAUCCUUAGCUCUUCUAAAGCUCAAUAGUAAUGCCAUAUAUCUUGUUUAAAAACAGAAGUGUAUAAACAAUAAACCGCCAUGUUAACGGGGGGGGUUUCGGUGGCUCUUAAAGAAACUAGGCACAGUCUGACACCGCCUUCAUAAAAUAUAACCUGUUAAUAACUGAGCUUUAUGGAUGUUUGUUUCUCUCUGUGUGCUAAAAUGAGUUGGCUGCUGACAGUUCCAUAUUUAUAAGAGUGGUAUCAGUAUUCUCAUCCAGCUCUGUCUGAAAACCUAUUUCCAAAAAUGUGAAAAUUUAAAUAAAGAUUUUUUUUUUUUGGUAUUUGUGCUAAAACUCCGCCAUCAUAUCAAAGGUUUCCUAUCGAUACUCAACCCUUGUUUAGACUUCACAAAAGAAAAUAUCAAUAUUGUUUAUGUCCCUUUAUUAAAAACAUUAAAUGUAAA
Messenger RNA from Anarrhichthys ocellatus (wolf-eel), 2360 nucleotides. RefSeq names its product LTV1 ribosome biogenesis factor (gene ltv1). NCBI's taxonomy places the organism in Eukaryota, Metazoa, Chordata, Actinopteri, Perciformes, Anarhichadidae. Gene Ontology annotation, cellular component: cytosol; nucleus; preribosome, small subunit precursor. Bases 167 to 1588 code for a protein of 473 amino acids. The transcript has 11 exons. The record is from RefSeq and is a predicted model, not a curated record. Gene Ontology annotation, biological process: ribosomal small subunit export from nucleus; ribosomal small subunit biogenesis.